Aphanomyces invadans is the source of this 1820-nucleotide messenger RNA. RefSeq lists its product as hypothetical. The transcript has 10 exons. Gene Ontology annotation, cellular component: cytosol; preribosome, small subunit precursor; nucleus. Bases 30 to 1580 code for a protein of 516 amino acids. Lineage: Eukaryota; Oomycota; Saprolegniomycetes; Saprolegniales; Verrucalvaceae. Gene Ontology annotation, biological process: ribosomal small subunit biogenesis; ribosomal small subunit export from nucleus. The record is from RefSeq and is a predicted model, not a curated record.
AACUUUUCCAACACCAGCGCGCACGCCCGAUGGGUAAGAAGAGCAAGUCGUUUAUUAACAAGAAAGAAGCACAGCACUUUCAUGUCGUGCACCGCAGUCAGCGCGAUCCGUUGAUCAACGACCCCGAAGCGUCCAAGUUUGUUUUGCUCUCGUCCAAGCCGCUGCCGUCGGGCCGCAACGAGUUGGACGCGUAUGACUCGGACGACAGCGACCUCCCGGACCUUGUGCCCCAAGUGGCUGCUCCGUCCGGCAAGACGGUUCGAUUUGGCAAUGUCGUCGCCCGCGACCUGGUCAACGAGCUCGGGAUGGUGAAUGAUGGCUAUGAUUACUCCAAGCACAUGAAAGAGAUGGGACAAGGUCACUUUUACUCGGCCGGUGGGACGUAUGACGAGGGAGCUGGCCUGCUCAACAAGCGCGUGGUCCUCCCCGACGAGGUCAUGGCGAGUGCAAACGAACACGAUCGAAUGCUGGACGCCAUCACGUUGACGGAAGACGUCAUGGACGAAGACUUGCGAGAAGCGUUGGUGAACGACGAGGCUUUCGAAGAGCUCACGGACGAUUUCAUGCUCCAAGCUGCGCAGGAAUUGCCCGAUGACGCGGAUGGUGCCGACGUCGCAGCAGAUGGGUUCGAUUACGACGCACAUAUUGCCAAGUUGAUGGCGGCGGCUGAGGGCAUACCCAAGUACCGCGGUCAUAUCUCGGAUGACGAAGACGACGACGAAGAUGAUGACGAAGAAGGCUGCGAGUACACCGACGAGGAGCAUGAGGACGAUGGCCAGGACAAGGACGACGCGCAGCGCGCACUGGACGACGCAUUUGAGAAGCUCAUGGCCGAAGAAUAUGACGAUGAGCAAGUGGGAGAGCUUGAAGAAGAUGAAACCCGCGGCAAAUUGGUGCUGGAAGGCGACUUGCUCGACCAAAUCGUCGACGACUACGUGAACAUCCGGCAGGAAUUGAUGGCGGACGAAGGUCGGCUGGGCAACCCGCUGCGAUCUGGCAAUCGCCUCAAGGAGAUCCUGGCGGAAUGCGCUGUCGAGUUGGCCGACUCGGACGACGUCGUGAUGAAACCAACUGACCCCGUCCCGGCCGUGGAACAACCCGCCGACUUGUCCGACUUGUCCAGCAACCCGUACUUGGUGCAGCGCAUCGACGACCAAUGGGACUGCGAAACCAUCGUCAGCACGUACUCCAACCUAGACAACCACCCGACUGUGAUCCGGGAGCCGUCCAAAGCUCCCAAGAAGAAGACGAAAGCUCAGAAAAUUGCCGAAAGCUCGACGAUCGUGCUGUCAUCCAAGACAGGCAUGCCACUCAACAUAGUGCCGCUCGGGGCCACAGCCAUCAUCCCUGAAGAGGUAUCGGACGACGGCUCGGACGACGAGUCGACCCGACGAAAGGCGCUCCAGCUGAGUCGCAGCAAGGGCAAGACCAAGGAAGAGAAGAAAUUGCGCAAGGCGCUGGCAAAGAACCACAAGAAGGAGCGACGGGAAGAAAAGAAGGAAGUCAAGUUGCUCUACAAGGACGAGAAAUUGCGGCAAACGCAGACGGCGGGCCCGAACCUGUCGGUGUUUCGGUAUUAGGUCCAUCCCACUUCAACUCUUGCCGCCGUCCAUCACUCGUACACUACUUAAUAAAGCCGUCCACAGCAGCACAUUUGGUAGAGAACGUCUCUAGUGGAUGAGCGCAAUCGAUGACCCUGCACGACCUUCCGCCACAACAUGCGCUGAAAGAGGAACCUGCCUUCGUCGCCUUGCGUUGGGCAAAGCAUGGAAAGUUCAAGCAGGCAGACAUAUAUAUAGAAGACAAUAUUCAUUCCGUCG